GCACGGGCUGGAGCGGGAGCUUCAGCUAGGCUCGGGCGGCGUUGCUCGUUCCCGCUGUGCAGCGCCCGUAACGACGGUGCCGCCAGAACCGGCCGCCGGCCCCCACCGCAGCGAGCGCUCCCGCCGCCGGGCCUACGUGAGGCGCGCGCGUCCCCUCCCCGUGACGCCGGUCGCUAUAGCGACGGGCGGGCGCUCCAGCCGCCGCACCGUCCGCCGUUCCUCCCGUGGCGGCCGCGGCGAUGGCGGCGGAGGAGGAGGGCGACGUGGAGUGGGUGGUGGACACCAUCGCCGGGUUCCUGCAGGGGCCCGCCUGGUCCAUCCCCAUCCUGGAGUUCAUGGAGCAGAAGUGCGAGGUUUUUGAUGAUGAAGAAGAAAGCAAGUUGUCUUACACAGAAAUUUAUAAGGAGUACCAAGCUCUGGUUGAAAAAUUAUUAGAAGACUAUCUUAAAGAAGUUGGAAUUAAUGAAGAGAAAUUUCAAGAGGCUUUUUCAUCUCCUCUUGCAAAGACACGCACUUCACAGGCCAUUUUGCAAACAGUGUUGGCAGCAGAAGAUUUUAGACUAUUUAAAAAAAUGAUGGUACAGAAAAAUAUUGAAAUGCAAUUGCAAGCUAUUAGAAUCAUUAAAGAAAGAAAUGGUGUGUUGCCCGACUGUUUGACAGAGGGUUCUGAUGUAUUCAGUGAAAUUGAAGAAGAAGAAAUGAAGAUACUGAGGGAGGUUCUAAGAAAAUCUAAGGAAGAAUAUGAAAUAGAGCAAGAAAGAAAGAGGACUGAAGAAGCACGUGGUAAACUUAAAUCACCAGAUGUUAGCUACAGUUCUCCAGGAGAUUCAAGAGAAGCCAUAAAAGUGAAGGAGUCCAUGGAGGGAGCUGAUGAUUCUGAAGGAACUCCAAAACUUCCAUUAGAGGAAUCUCAGAAAUAUGCAAGGGAGGACUUAAAACCAGUGCGGCCAUUACCAAAAGGAACAGAAAGCUUACCUCAGCCAUCUUGUACCAAAGGGAAAGACGACAUUAAGAAAAGGUCAGCUGGAAAAUGUUCAGAAAAUGCAGCGCAAAAGGCUGGGAUGAAAGGACCUAAUUUGUCAGAACUUGAAAAACAGCAGCUGAAGCAACGAGAGGACUACCUGAAGAAGAAACGAGACAUGCUGAUGGCUACAAAGAAAGAGUCAAGAAAUAAUGUACUGUUACCAUCAAACUCUGAGCAGAAAGAAGAGGAAUCGUCUCCUAAGGAGGAAAUGUCAGAAGAGAAGCAAAGGUUACUGCAGAAGAGGAAAAUGCUUGCAGAAAAACUGAAAGAAGAAGUUAUUAAUAAGCGGUAAUUUUAAGAAGCUCAUUGCAGAUCUCAAGAACACAAGUAUGUCUUUAGAAUCAAUUAUAUAAUCAAUAAUUGAAUGGAUUUUUUUCCAAUAUUACUUUGUUUUAUAGAACUUUCAGACAAGCAACGCAGUACUUUUAUAGAAUAAGUAUUUAAAAUGUCACUGGAAUACACUAAAACCAGACUUUCCAGAAUGCUGGAAACUAUGACUUUCCCUGGCCCCUGUUCAGCGGCCAGGCCCCUGACCAUCACUGCAGCGUGCAGGCUGCCUCAGUACUGACCUCAGCCACGUGAUGGCAGACGGAACAAAAGCAGAUACUGAGAUCUGUUAAAAUAAUUCCUCUGUGAACAGUUCUGAGUUAAAAACUUUAUUUUUUUUAUUUUUCAAUUAAACAACUCUGUUCCUUUUACUAGAAUAUUAUAAAAAAUUUGCUACUUUUCAGCUGUGCAAUGUAAUAAAGUCUAAUUCCACAAGAA
Messenger RNA from Falco peregrinus (peregrine falcon), 1789 nucleotides. RefSeq names its product cilia and flagella associated protein 36 (gene CFAP36). The coding region runs from base 240 to 1316 and encodes 358 amino acids. Gene Ontology annotation, cellular component: axoneme; ciliary base. The transcript has 10 exons. NCBI's taxonomy places the organism in Eukaryota, Metazoa, Chordata, Aves, Falconiformes, Falconidae. The record is from RefSeq and is a predicted model, not a curated record.